CCGCCGCCAUGCCCAAGCCGCCCAACAUCCUCCAGUAAGUCCCCGCCGGCCCGCCUCCCGUGCUGGCAUUCCGCCGGCAGGCCUCCAGCCGGGCCCCCCGGUGCUUCGGCCCUGUCCAGAGCUCUCGGACCUUCCGAUCGCUUUCCGCCUUAGAGAGCCAAGGGGAGGGGGGAGCAGCGUCCGGAACCGUGCCGGGUGCUUUGCCGCGCGCUGGGCGUGCGGAGGGAAGCCAAAACCCCGCACGGCGACAGAAAUACCCGGGAGGCCUCAUCUCCAUGGGAAGGGCAGCGUGCGAACGGCUAGGCAUAAAGCUGGCAAAAGCAGCAUGUCCCAGUCAAGGAGGAUGUCCACCACCAGGAGGGUCAGCCUCUCUGUAAGCAAAGUGAGCAUAACCCGCAGUAAAACCAGCUUGAACCUGAGCAAAACUCUCUUGUCGAGAACCACUAGCGGACCCACCGAGGGGAAAGAGAAAAUGCCCUUGCACCGCCCGAAGCAACAAAUCCAGGUAUUUGAUGCUUUGGGGAACGAUGUCACUCCUAGACCCCUUUUCCAUCCAGAUCCACAUUUUCCUGGAUCCAAAAAGCCCAGUAAGCUGCUUGUGUCUCAGGACGUCUCUCUUGGAUCAGACUUUACAGGCUCAUACACCAUGUUUCAGAAUACUGUGAACCCUAGUUUUGUGGGCCAGUUUACAAGGUCAGCAUUAGGAAGCAGCACUGUUUCUAAGUCGAGCGCUUCCACGUCCGAGUCCAUGGGAGAAGACCUUGAGGAGCCCUCCUAUAGGCGAGAAACAAUAUCCAGCUAUAUCGAUCUGCACCUCAAGAAAGAAGUGCCAAAAGCCCUAACGAAGGAAGAGCUGGAUGCCAAAGUGGACAUCUACCUCUCAGAGACGGAGACCCUGUGGCUCUUUAAUCUCCCAACAAUCAUGCAUUCUAUAGAGUCUGAAGAAGCCGAGAAAGUGACGAAACGGAACGCCCUUUAUGAGAACCUGUGUAGAAAUCGAGCCGGCAACGACUUAUAUGUUGAAAGGGUAAUGCAGACGUUUAAUGGUGCGCCCAAGCACAAGGAAGUUCAGUGUGAUAAAAUCUUAACAGAAGAAAAAGGCAUAAUGUCCACCACCUGGGCUUUGUACGACUCUUACAACGCCUUGGAAGCUGCCACUUCAGAAACAAAACUGUCAACAGGAAAGACAAGCAGCAUACAUGAGGGGUCAAGGAAAGACCAGGGCUCCAGAUAUCUGAAUACGACAGACAGAACUAGCGAAACCAGUUCUACAAUUGAUGUUGAGAGCGUCAUUCUGGCCAAAAUUCAUGAGGAAGAGGAAGAUCAUUCAGAGUUGAUACUGAAGUCGGAAAAAUUUCAACAGGACUUAUUUUUCAUGGAGAGGGUUCUCAUGGAAAAUAUAUUUCAGCCGAAACUCGCAGCUUAUCGACAGCUUCCUAUUCUGGAAGGCAAGGAAGAAGAAGAAGAAGAGAACUACCACCAGGUUAAGAAAGUGAAGAAGCAGACUGAAGAUGAUGAAGAUACAGAAGCUACUGAGGAAGAGUCUAUGGAGGCUUCAGAAGAACCCAUCCCACCCAAUCUAGAACGACUGUGGUCGUUUUCUUGUGACCUAACCAAAGGGCACAAUGUGAGCAGUAUGGCCUGGAAUAAAGCAAACCCGGACCUGUUGGCUGUUGGCUAUGGCCAGUUCGGCUUUAGAGAGCAGAAGAGAGGACUGGCCUGCUGUUGGUCACUAAAGAAUCCUGUGUGGCCAGAACGUGUUUAUCCGAGUCUCUACGGGGUGACGUCUGUGGAUUUCUCUAUGGCGUCCCCGAACCUUCUAGCCGUUGGAUUCUACAACGGUACCAUAGCCAUCUACAAUGUACAGAACAACAAUAGUGUCCCUGUCCUGGACAGCAGUGAAUCUAUUCAUAAGCACAUUGGACCAGUUUGGCAAAUCCAAUGGGUAGAGCAGGACAAAGGGGCAGCAGGUGAAGAAAAAAGGGAAAUACUCGUCACCGUAGGGGCUGAUGGAAGAAUCUCCAAGUGGAUUAUACAGAAAGGAUUGAUUUGUCAUGAUUUGAUGAAAUUGAAAAGAACAACAAAUGAAAAGCAAAAAAAGCAAAAUGAGAGAGAGAAGAAAGGUGAAGCAUUGAUAUCUCGGCAGGCUCCUGGAAUGUGUUUUGCUUUUCACCCUAGGGACACAAACAUCUAUCUAGCUGGCACAGAGGAGGGUCACAUUCAUAAAUGCUCUUGUUCGUAUAAUGAACAGUACCUGGACACCUACAAAGGUCACAAGGGUCCUGUUUAUAGGAUAGCAUGGAACCCAUUUUGCUAUGAAGCAUUCCUAAGCUGCUCUGCAGACUGGGGUGUGAAUCUCUGGCAACAGGACAACUUUAAGCCGUAUUUGAGUUUUUACACGACCACUCAUGUGAUUUAUGAUAUUGCCUGGUCUCCAAAAUCAUCCUACAUUUUUGCAGCAGCCAAUGAACAUAGAGUGGAGAUCUGGGACCUCCAGUGCAGUAUUUUGGACCCUAUCAUUGUGAAUGUGGCUAACCCAGGAGUGAAAUUUACAACCGUCCUCUUUGCGAAAAAUACUGACUGUAUUUUAAUUGGAGAUAGCGAAGGACAAGUUAUCGUGUAUGAAUUGAAGAACAUGCCUAUCUACAUAGAUAGUGGCCGGGAGGAUGCCAUUGACAUUUUGCUUGGACCUGAGGCACACAGUGUUUUGUAAUUUUUCAUGCUGAUACUUUUUAUAAAGAGAAAGUAGACUGGGUUUUGAUAUAAAGUAGAAGCUAUAUUUUGUGCCUUAGACUGACUCUUUGAUUUUGGCUUAGGCAGAAUAUUAUCUAUAUUUUUACUUUAUAAUUAAUUUUAGCAUAAAUCAAAUGGUACAUUUUAUGUGUGGAAACUCCCAGAGGAUGUUAGUGAAAUUACCUAUCAAUUAGCUGCUGGUAUAACUACAACCCAAAUUAUAAGAAAAAUACCCUAGCUUUUAUAACAUGACAAUUAUUUUUAGAUUCCAAACUUUGCUGUGUAUCAACAGGGUAAAAAGUCCCAAAGGCUAGUGUUUAUGAAAAUCUGAUUAUUUUAUUUUCCAAAAUGCUUAUGAAUUAGGUUUCUUUCUGAUUCUUUAAAGAUAGGUCAAGCGCUGGAUCUUUCCAUUUACCAGGAUAGGAGUUUUCUAUUUGAAUAGGCUAAGCUCUAACUCUUGAUUAGUUUACAUGACAGUAGCUUAUUACAGGUUUCACUUAUCACUUGAAGAAGCUAUUCUAGAACAUGCCAGACUAACAGAUUCUGGGCUCACUGUAACCCACCUGGCACAGAUAAAAGGCGGGGGCAUCCCCUCGCUAGCACACCUAAGGGCUGAGGCUGGGCUUGGAAUGUGCUGAUGGGAAGGUCCAGAAGGAAUCCCGUAGAACCAGUACUGAGCUGGAAAACCUCUGUGACAUUCUGAGUUCAUUCUCAGGGUGAUUCAGAGGAUUCCAUUUGGGCACAACCUGGCUAGUCCACAGUAGGCCUUGGUUUCCCUUUUUUAAGGGAGUCCUAGAAUUGGCACAGCUUUCCAGGAAUUCUCCAGAUUGUGGUCUGAUUAGGACCUCGCUAGGUAACCUCUGUGAUGACCUGAGCAUCAUGGGCCCCCAAGCAAGCCUGGGAAACCAGAAACAGGGACACCAGCUUGCCCACGAGAUCCAGUGUUUGGUAUUCAUGUGUAAUGUUUAUGGUAGCUUCUAUAAAUGGCACUGUUUUUUAUUUUGUUGGAACUUUGGAUUUUAACCACGCCUGUCAUUCAUGUGGUCCUGGGGCAUUUUUUAAAAUUGUACAACAACUUACCAAGUGGAAAUACUGGGGAUUCAGUAAAUUCCCUGUGAAUUGUUGGGUUCCAUUAAGUGUAGACUCAGUGCAACUUGAGAGCUCUUGUUCUCUCCCAUUGUUCUCAGCUGUUUCAGCCACAAAUAAUUAUUAGUGCUAUUAUCUUCUUUUGGACUCAUCUUUUAAACAAGCAGAACCUCUCACAAAAAUGUAGCUUUUGAGCUUUGUUAGGAUAAGGUGUUUUUAAAAAUCUCUUAACAAUGUAGGCAAUGACUUGACUUGAUUGUUGUAUUAUCUUAAAAGCCAGAUUUUUACAUGAUUCUGCUGGUAAAUUAAUAAAAGCUUGAUAUAUUUGGUCCUCCUUG
This is a messenger RNA of Dromiciops gliroides (monito del monte), 4157 nucleotides long. RefSeq names its product dynein axonemal intermediate chain 4 (gene DNAI4). Gene Ontology annotation, biological process: cilium movement. The record is from RefSeq and is a predicted model, not a curated record. The transcript is spliced from 17 exons. NCBI's taxonomy places the organism in Eukaryota, Metazoa, Chordata, Mammalia, Microbiotheria, Microbiotheriidae. Gene Ontology annotation, molecular function: dynein heavy chain binding; dynein light chain binding. Bases 326 to 2713 code for a protein of 795 amino acids. Gene Ontology annotation, cellular component: axonemal dynein complex.